Molecule: messenger RNA, 2498 nt
Organism: Osmia bicornis bicornis
Lineage: Eukaryota; Metazoa; Arthropoda; Insecta; Hymenoptera; Megachilidae
Product: gametogenetin-binding protein 2-like
Exons: 12
Coding region: 154-2262 (702 amino acids)
Cellular component (GO): cytoplasm; nucleus
Source: RefSeq, a predicted model, not a curated record
GUAUCAAAUCACUUUCAAGACAUAAUACACUUAGUCGCAUUACAGUUAACUACAUCAGAUUUUAUUUAAUAUUAUGAAUAACAUAUAUCAUAAAACUUUGAACUACAAAAGAUAUACUGCGAAAAGUGAUUAGAAACAGAGAAUCGAAUAACGAUGGCGAAGCUGGUAAAUGUUUGGCGGGACGAUGACCCGGUCGAUUUGACGCGAAGACAAAUGCCGUUGAUUGUCGAUGAAAAUCUUACGAUGAUUAUGGAUAUAAAUGGUUUGGGAGCAAUCUGUGAUAGUCCAUUAGUUCGUGGUAAACAGUUUGAUGAAUUUACUAGAAAACUUGAUAUGCUUACAAAAGAGGAAAUUAAAGCUUCCUUUGAAGUUACUUGCAAGGAUAUGCUUGCAAUUUUGGGCCAAGCUGUACCAUGUGUUGGUUGUAGAAGAAGUGUUGAGAGAUUGUUCUAUGACCUCAUGAAAUCAGGACAUCCAGCAUUAGAUCCUUUGGUAAUUACACCUGAAGGUUUAUUGUCAAUAAAAGAUGAUGUUCUAGAAUCACCACAAUUGCUCUGUACAAUGUUACAAGGACACAGCACUAGGUUAAAUAGUUUAGUUGAAAGACAGCCCAGAAAUAAAAAGUCAAGAAGAUGUGUAUUACACUCAUUAGAAAUACAGCGUAUGAAACCACUUCCCAGUGCAUGGAAAGAAGUAUGGGAUUGUAUGGAACUUCCGUGUCGUCAAGAACUUGCUUUAAUCGAAACUGAUACUCUUGAGGCCACUCUCGAUACAUAUUUGCGUAAACAUCGAUUUUGUGGCGAAUGUCGUACAAAGGUAUUAUUGGCUUCUUCACUGCUAACAACAGAACCUGAACCAGCAAAGGAGAAGGGUUAUGUUGCUGCUUUAUAUUCUGGGAUUAAACGUUGUAUACGCGAUAGACAUGUACAUUUACCUACAAAUACAGAUUAUAUUAGUACCCUUAUCGGACGCGCUCAACCAGAACUCAUGGGAAGGGAACGGCAUGCAAAGACAUUGGAAAUUGCUCAGGAAGAGGUACUUACAUGUUUAGGAAUAUGUGUCGCCGAACGUUUGCAUAGAGUUCAUAGGCGAUUAAGAGAAGAAGAAACUGUAUGUAGAGUACUAGCUGCUGUUGCAGUGGAUGCAUUGUCUAGGAAUUUUCAAAUGGCUGUAGAAGUUAAACAAGGUAUUUCUCAACUAGAACUCCUCUAUGAAGAGUUGACACGAGAAGAAAUAGCGAAACAGCAACGACGAGAAAAAUUACGCUUGAAACGCAAGAAGAAGAAAGAACGUCGUUAUGAGACGGAAGAAAAAGAAAAUACAUGUGAUUGUUCAAGCAAAAGGCAAAGUGGUAACAGUGAUACACCUUGUGUUUGUGCAGAUUUGAAACCCACGACGCAAAAUAUAGAUCGACAUAAGUUACAAGUAUUAGAUCCAAAAAACAAGAGAUCGCCAACGUGUAAAUGUCCAGAUUGUGUAAAGAAAUCAAAAUCUAGUAUAUCGCAACCACAAAGUCAAACUCAGUUAGCAUUCCCUAAAAAAUCAUCAAAUAUGCAAAAAACUACAGUUAAGAAAGGUUCUUCCGAAUCAAAGGCAAAAACUGCUGCAAAUCAAACAAAAAAGAAUAAUACUCCCGUUAAAAAUCUUUCUGAAGAAGAAUAUUUCGAAUCGUGUGAAUCGUGUAAGGAUUUUUCCGAAAAAAUUGACCACUGGCACAGUUUGGAUGGUUGUAAAGAUCCAAUGGCUAAAGACAUCGUAGAUGCUUGGAUAGGAAAACCAAGCAAAAGAUACAACAUGUGGAUAGAAAUGAAAAAACGGUUUGAAUUAUCAAUCUCAGAUAGGAAAAGUCGUUCCUCAAGCGAACGAUCGUCACAAGAUUGCGGUUAUUCGUCGGAACAUAACAUUAGUAGUUCUUCCCUUCCUAGUACUCCGGAAGGAUCGGAAGUAGCUUGCAGUGAUGGGUGUUGUAAUCAUGAAAGAGAUUGUCAUGAUAUACGGCCAUCUGAUAAACUUGUUCAUUCCAAUUCCAGUAUCUCUUUACUUAAAGAAAGGGGUGGAGGUUUAACACUUACACAGAUGUUAGAAGAUUCCUACUUAUCAGAUGACGAAGAAAAAGAAAGUUAUAUUCCAGCGGAAGAGGUUCUGGAAUUCAAAUCUCGAAUGUGCCAAGUUCUUGAGAAACGACAAGAACUUCGUCAGACACUUAGAAAACGUUUUGCUAUUUUAUGCAGUCAUCACAAGCCCUUUAUCAUUCCUAAUUAAGAAUUCCUACUAGGUACAGUUACUUAAUAGGAUAAAAUCUUUCUUUUUUUACAUUGAUUUACUGCCAGUAGAGAGACAUGAAUGCAAUAGAUGUAUUUUGGAUAACUUGUCAUUGGAGGUCAACCUUCCUGUGUGAAUAAAAUACCGUUGGAGAUGUACAUCGUAACUUCAUCGUAUGGUAUGGUUUAUCUACGAGCGAGAAUUGCAUCUAAUAAACUAGAGGUAUCAACAAAUAA